CGUACUGGGCAAGCGUGGAAGUUAGAAAAAACCAAAACCCUAAUUUUCCAUUUGACAAGAAUGACGAUGAUGUCUGAUCUUUCCAAGGAUUUGGUAGAGGAGAUACUCUCUAAGGCUCUGAUAACUUCUCUAGGAGCAGUGAGAUCCACUCGCAAACAAUGGAACGCCUCAUCCAAAGACCGGCUGUUGUGUAAAGCAGAACCAAGGGAGCAGUUUCUGAGGUUCAUGGUGAUGGAUCAUAGGUUUCUUUCAAUGACAUUCAAUCUCCACGGAAUCCUCAAAGGAGACGGUGAAGUCUUUGUUCGUCCAUCUAUCAAGGAGGUAGGUGAUAUAGUUAAUCAAAUCGACAUCUCUAAAGUGUUUCAUUGCGAUGGUUUAGUGUUGUGCGUCACAAAUGACAACUCAAGUCUCGUGGUUUGGAAUCCGUAUUUGGGUCAAACCAAGUGGAUCGAAACAAGAGAACCUCACGACGAAUCAGACAUGUUUGCUCUAGGAUACGACAAGGACAAGAACCACAAGAUCUUGAGGUUGUACGAUCAGUAUUACAACUACAAAUUUUUCAAUUUGAAGACUGAAUCAUGGGGGGAAGAAGAUUAAAAGCAAGCGAGCGAGAUGGCCAUUUGGGUGACUACUAAGAUUGAGUCCAAUGAGGUGUUGUGGAGCAACUUGUUUAAAGUUGAUAUGGAACCACUCAUUAGGUUUGGUUUUCAAUAUUGUAGAGAUGAAGCUGGCAGUUUUUUUAUUGACGAAGAGAAGAAACUCGCGGUGGUUUUUAAUUUAGACAGAAAAUCUGAUAAAAGGACCAAGAAGAAACGUUGUUACCACACGGCUUAUAUCGUUGGAGUGAAGGGAUACUUGAGAAAAGUGGUUCUUGGAGAAGCUGUGGAGGUCAGAGAAGGCGUGUAUCGUAGCGCACUUGUGUGUUCUAGCUCUUAUGUUCCAAGUUUAGAGAAGAUCAACCAAAUUGAAGAGGAAGAGGAAGAGGAAGAUAUGUGCAAAUCAACCAAAAUGGUGGACGCAAAAGGGAAAGAUAAGAAGAGGAAGAGGAAGAGCAAAACGUAA
This is a messenger RNA of Arabidopsis lyrata subsp. lyrata, 1062 nucleotides long. RefSeq names its product F-box protein At3g19890. Gene Ontology annotation, molecular function: protein binding. The record is from RefSeq and is a predicted model, not a curated record. Lineage: Eukaryota; Viridiplantae; Streptophyta; Magnoliopsida; Brassicales; Brassicaceae.